This is a messenger RNA of Sporisorium graminicola, 2823 nucleotides long. RefSeq lists its product as uncharacterized. Gene Ontology annotation, molecular function: protein binding. NCBI's taxonomy places the organism in Eukaryota, Fungi, Basidiomycota, Ustilaginomycetes, Ustilaginales, Ustilaginaceae. The coding region runs from base 1 to 2823 and encodes 940 amino acids. The record is from RefSeq and is a predicted model, not a curated record. The transcript has a single exon.
AUGGACCAGCUUCAUCCCGUGUCGUUCGGCACAACAACCGUGCGAUCCUAUUCUGCAGGCUCGUACGGUUCUUCCACCGGUUCCGCUUCUUCCUCUACAUCGAUGCAAGACACUGCCGCCGCGGCUGUACACACACCAUCUACCAGCCCUUCCCUCUCAGACCGCAGCACGUACUCCUCACAACCUUCCUCCAAUUGGAACAAGUUGCCAUCGCGCGCACAUCAACCGUCUUCCUUCGAUUCCCCCGCUGGCCCUACCUCAGGACUCUCGCCGCUUGAGCUCCUCGUGAAAAGGGGCAUGCAGGUACAACAAGACAUUUUCACACCCGACGACGUCGGCGACAAGGCAGACACUUCGACAAAUCGCAUCCUCGAGCGCGCAUCCGCGCUUUCACGCAAGACGUCGGUGCGAAAGCCUCCCAUUCAACCAUCGCCCGACCCGGACGACUUUGAUGAUGCACAAAGCAUUCGCAGCGUCAACCUUCUCUCAGACGCAGGCUCCAGCUUCUCGCGCGGUCAGCGCGGAUCUGCAGCCUCCUCUGCGGUAUCCUCGCCCAAUCCUGGCUCGUCCUUCUCCGUACAACGAGGUUACAAGGCAUCUUAUGACGACUCCACCGACUCGUAUACUCCGACACAACCGCAGUCUGAUUGGCAGCGACAGUCGUCGCAUUUGCUCAGUAAUGCCUUCCGCAAUUCAGUCGCCUCGGAUAUCUCCUUCAACUCGAUCACUCCAGAUGAUCUCGAUUCGUCGUCGCUAUCACGCAGAGCCUCGAUCGAUACUGUACGAAGCUCAGAAUUUGGCGAACACGGCAGAUGGGGUCGUGCAUGGACAUCGCGGGCCGAGGACGAGGAGAGUCUGUACGGAGAGAGUGCCUACGGCGACGAGUACGAUCCAGACCAGAAUGGCGACAGUAGUAACGCCAUCGACGCACACAUAGACCUCGACCCUACUCGUGGUCCUUUCAGUAGCAACCUUGGUCUCGACACUGUGGCUAGACAGUGGAAGCUCGACCAUGCACCUCAUCUUGCUUCAGCAGGUUAUAAAGCACAGACUCGGAACACGCGCUCAAACGUCUCCGCCGCUGCCUCGAUACCAGCCAUCCGUGAAGUCGCAAGCCAGGAAAAGAUUGUCAGCCUCACACGAUCUGUUCCACCUGCAACGACGAUGUCACGACUGCAACAAACGGCAGUAUCGCCCGUCGCAGAUCCAAGGCACAGCUUUGUCCCUCAGAUUGUUAGCCACGACUACGAUGCUCCACCACAUCACUCGCAACUCUAUGACCGCACUCCCAUGGCAUCUGCAGAUCGCUACCUCGGCCACCGCUCCACCCCUUCCACAGCCACCAUCACGGGCGACAAUAAAAGAGCAGACUGCGACAGCCCGCCCACCGCGCGCGUCUACGUCUAUCCACCCAGUCCUUCAGGAUCCGAAGCCGCCGCAGUACCCAGCGGAGCAGCACAACACCACAAUACAACUCUGCCGCUCACUGCACAGCAACGAUACGGCUCGAUGCCGUCUCCAACUUCAGCUCAAAUCGAGAACAUGGCUGCUGCCGUGCCGCAGAAGAUCACCAACAGGGAAACACAGCGCAUGCCUUUAGCCCCCUCGAGCUUGCUCAGCAAUACUCGUAGCGUAUCCGCUGGCUCUGCAAAAUCACAGCGGCUUCGAUCCUCGGGACAUCCAGCAGGAAGGGUGCCACCUCCGCCACCGCCGGCAAGAUCAGGCAGCGGCGACGAACGAAGCCCGCUUGGAUACUCUGAUCCGAACCAGUACUUUCAGGGCGUCGACCAGCCCAUCAUUGGUCGCAAACGUGCAGAGGCCAUCGCACGGGCGGAUGGAAGAGAGAGCAUGGUUUCCGACCUGGAUGUCGAGACGCUUCGCCUGGAUGGCAGCAGCCGACGUGACAGCAGCAGCACCAUUGGCAGUGUGAUAACGUCGCGCAUGUCGAUUGGCAGCGUCAGUCACGGUACCACCACGAUGCAAACGGCAGCAGCAUGGCGCAACAGUCAGAGUGCUGUCUCGCCAAAACCUUCGCAAAGCUCGUUCCGAUCUUUGCAAUCCGUGCAGGACACGGCAGCGGGCGAGAACGCGGCAAGACCACCGAUGCUGCGCAACGCCAAAUCGGCUACUACCAUUCCUAGUGGACCUCCUGGAUCUAUCGCCAUGCAGCCGACCGCCUCGGCUCCGCCAACCGGUCUCGGGGUAGGGCUUGGUGGCGGUCUCAAUGGCGCAGCUGCCAAGCCUCGGACGUCACCCGCUGUCGAUACCCGCACAGGCCCCAGCACGGCCGAAGACUUCCUCUCGCAAGGCAUCACCUACCACGAACAGGGCGACUUAGCCCGCUCGGCCUUCUACUUUGAGCGAUCGGCCAAAGUGGACGGCGGUUGCGUGGUAGGGAUGUGCAUGUUCGGCAUGGCGCUGCGCGAAGGCUGGGGAGCACGCAAAGACCCGGUCAAAGGGUUCACGUGGAUCCAGCGUGCCGCUGCGCGUGCAGGCGAGAUGAUGUCCACCACCGCCGCGCCGAAGACCGAUUCCGAGCUCAAGGCGAUCAAGAGCGAGCUAAAGCUGAGCGUUUACGAGCUGGGAAAGUGCUUCUGCUACGGCUGGGGCGUGAAGAUGGACAAGCACAUGGCGUUGGAGUACUUUGAGCUGGCUGCGAAGCUGGGCGAUGCGGAUGCGCAGGCUGAGGCAGGCGCGCUGUAUGCGGUGGGCAAGGGGUGUAAGAAGGAUUUGAAGAAGGCGGCGAUGUAUUACAGGAUGGCUGAGGCGGGUGGGUAUGAUACGGUGGGGUUGAGCUGGAUUCAUAAGGACAAAUACAAGUGA